Coffea eugenioides is the source of this 1515-nucleotide messenger RNA. Its product is annotated as codeine O-demethylase-like. NCBI's taxonomy places the organism in Eukaryota, Viridiplantae, Streptophyta, Magnoliopsida, Gentianales, Rubiaceae. The transcript has 6 exons. The record is from RefSeq and is a predicted model, not a curated record. The coding region runs from base 1 to 1515 and encodes 504 amino acids.
AUGGCUGAUGCACUAAAACCUGAUGAAUUGGCCAUCAAUUCCAAUGUCUUCCCCCAAAAACCUACCAUCAAAGGCAUUGAAAGCAUCAAUAAUGCCACCUUUCCACUUUUGCAGAUUCCAAUUGUCAACAUUGGCAUUCUUAAUUCUUCUCUUUCAUCUGAAGUGGAGGUGGAACUAAGGAAACUGUGCUCAGCUCUGGGUUCAUCUGGUUAUUUUCAGGCAAUUAAUCAUGGAAUGAGUACUUCAUUCCUAGAUGAAGUGCUGGAAAUCACAAGAGCAUUCUUUAACCUUCCAUUGGAGGAGAAACAGAAAUAUCCCAGAGUUUCCAUUGAAUUGGAGGGUUAUGGGAAUAACACUCACAAAAACUAUCAAACCCUUGGAUGGAAUGAACGGCUCCAUCUUAAUGUGCUCCCUGAAACUGCCAGGAACUCUGGAAAAUGGCCACAAAGUCCUGAAAAUUUCAGGAGGGUUUUGCUUGAAUACACAGAAAAACUGAGGGUGAUGAAUGAAAUCAUUCUUAAAGCUAUGGCAAAGUCACUAAACUUGGAGGAGAAUUGUUUGCUGAAUCAAUUUGGAGAAAAUCCACGAGCUGUGUUCGGUUUUAAUUUCUAUCCACCAUGUCCAUUGAUGCCGGAUGUUUUUUAUGCUGCCACGCCCCAUUCAGAUGCGUCUAUGACUAGCUUUAUCUUGCAAGAUAAAGAAGUGGAAGGCCUUCAAGUCUUGAAAAAUAACCAGUGGCAUAGAACUCCGCUUACUCCGGAUGCCAUUGUCGUCAAUGUUGGUGAUCAAGUUGAGAUAAUGAGUAAUGGGAUAUUUAGAAGUCCAGUCCACAGAGUUCCAACAAACAACAAAAGGGAGAGAAUAUCUCUUGCCGUUUUCUUUGGUCCUGAACCUUCGAUCGAAAUCAAACCAGCGGAGGGACUCAUUGAUGAUAAAAAUCCGAGGAGGGUUUUGCUUGAGUACACAGAAAAACUGAGGGUGUUGAAUGAAAUCAUUCUUAAAGCUAUGGCAAAGUCACUAAACUUGGAUGAGAAUUGUUUUCUGCAUCAAUUUGGAGGAAAUCCGAGAUUGCUUUCGACUUUUAAUUUCUAUCCUCCAUGUCCAUGGCCGGAUGUUUUAGAUGCCAACAAGCCCCAUGCAGAUCCGUCUGGGAUUACCCUUAUCUUGCAAGAUGAUGAAGUGGAAGGCCUUCAAGUCUUGAAAAAAAAUCAGUGGCAUAGAACUCCGCUAACUCCAGAUGCCAUUGUCGUCAAUGGUGGUGAUCAAGUUGAGAUAAUGAGUAACGGCGUAUUCAAAAGUCCAAUACAUAGAGUUCCCACAAACAACAAAAGGGAGAGAAUAUCGCUAGCUUUUUUCUUUUGUCCUGAACCUUCGUCCGGUGAAAUCAAACCCGCGGAGGGACUCAUUGAUGACAAAAAUCCGAGAUUGUACAAGAAUGUCAUAGAUUAUCUUCGACACUUUAGAGAGAACAUUCAACAUAGGAUCGCAAGGCCUUUAGAUGCUUUGAAAAUUUGA